Molecule: messenger RNA, 1113 nt
Organism: Phytophthora infestans T30-4
Lineage: Eukaryota; Oomycota; Peronosporomycetes; Peronosporales; Peronosporaceae
Exons: 8
Coding region: 1-1113 (370 amino acids)
Source: RefSeq, a predicted model, not a curated record
AUGACUGAAUCUAUCCAAGUUCAGAUGGACAUGGGUACCGGACCUUUUAAACAACAGAAAGUGAAUGGAGGCAGUUGUCCGACAAAAGAUCGCGAUUUCAAACUUGCUACUCUGACCAGAAACUUUUAUCGCAAUGUUCCCUCGUGGGGGCGCCAAAACAUGGCGUCUGAAGACCAAGAGCGCGCGUCUUGGGACAGCGCGAAAGAUGCCUCCCUGCGGCUUCAAGAAGGAAGCGUGGACCGAGGCACUAGCUGCGUUCAACACCCGUUUCGGUCGAAGAUGUCGAGGCAGCAGAUCAAGUCCAGACUGACAGCGCUGAAAGGCAUCUAUACGUCGAUCAAGGCGAUGCUGGACGGGUCGGGAUUUGGCUGGGAUGAUGAACGUCAUGUCGUGCUAUUGCAUGACUCUGUUUGGGAUGAUUAUGUCAAGAGCCAUCCAAAAGUUGUUGAUUACCGCAGGAAGGCCAUGUCAUUGUUUGACGACCUUCGUGACCUCGUUGAGGGAACAUAUGCUACCGGAGAGUAUGCAUUAGCCUCCGAAGAACCUUGCCCAGGAGACAUUGCUACAUGCCCAUCUUCUCAGCAACUAACGCAAGCAGCAACAUCUUCUGGGCCUGUAGCUAGUGACGAAGCUACAAGCUCAGAUUCGGAGCCUGCACCAGAACCAAUAAUUGCUGCUACCCACAAGGCAGUAAGCAGUAAAGGUGCCAAGAAAAGACGCAACGAAAACGGGGGUGUACUAAUUGCCGAAGCAAUUAGUGAGGUUGCUACGGAAUUGCGCCAUAGAACUACUAAGAUGCGAGCUCUGUCACCAUUGCAGCGUGCCAUCAAGUUGCUGCAGAAGGACUACGCCAACGACCUACAAACGGAAAAUCUUGUUCGAGCUUUCGACGUGAUGCUGGACGAAAAAAAGGCAAAGGGAAUUUUGGUAAUGGAGGCCGGACCAGCCCGGGAUGCAUGGCUGAAUAAGCAACUUCAAAAUGCUCAGACGUUUAUCGUCGGAAUCUUCUUCUUCCAGCUCGCCUUCUGGGUCAUCAGUCCUAUCACGAAAUGGCUUCGCUUUUUCGCUGGGGCAGCGCAUAAGGGUCUGAACACGGGCUUUGUCAUGCGGUAG